AUGAUGGUCGCCACAAACGAAGACAAGGCAGUUCCAGUAAGGAAAACGCUGAUGUCAAAGGUCCGGUUCCUGACCACAACCGGUGUUGGGCAGUUCGCUGACGGCUAUCUCAACACAACUAUCGGCCUCGUCGUUCCCAUGCUCGGUUACCUAUACUGGCAGGACAACAAGAAUAUCGCCCCGGUCAUCCAGCAAGACACUAUGAAAAGCGCCCUGCCCAUUGGCAUGAUCAUUGGGCAGGUCCUCUUCGGGAUAUUCGGCGACGCCUUUGGCCGACAGAGCGUCUACGGCAGGGAGCUGCUCUUGACGAUGGUCGGGACUCUGCUGGUGAUCACCAUGCCGCCGCACAUGAGCCGCAACGGCGUUGUCUGUUGGGUGACUGUCUUUCGUAUAGUCACAGGGCUCGGCAUCGGCGGGGACUAUCCAAUGACAGCAUCCCUGGCGGGCGAAGAAAACCUUGGCUGGUCGCGCCGCAAGACUGUGCUUGCAGCCUUCUCGUGGAGCGGCGUCGGUGCCUUGGCAGCUGCGAUCAUAUUUGUGGUGCUACUGGCGGCCUUCAAGUCGUCGGUGGAGGCGAAUUUGUACCAUCUGCAGUGGGUGUGGCGCCUACUGCUGGGCAUCGGCCUUAUUCCGUGUGCGCUGACUCUAUAUGCGCGACUGCGGAUUCGCGAGACCCAGCCCUAUCGGGAAUAUGUCGAGGCCCGCACCCAACAGGGCGACCUCCCAUCAAAGCACCAACGUGGCCUACAUGAGCAAUUUGCCGACUUCCGCGCAUACUUUGCGGAGUGGCAGCAUAUGCGCACGCUUCUGGCUAUUUCGCUCAUCUGGUUUCUGUUUGAUAUUGCCUUUUACGGCGUUAACCUUAAUCAAGGCGUCAUCUUGGCGCGCAUUGGCGUUUCCGGCGGCAGUACGCCCUGGCAGGUGCUUCACAACACGGCUGUUGGCAACAUCAUCCAAGUUUCGGCAGGCUACGUUCCAGGCUAUUGGCUGGGCAUCUUCUUGCCCGACUGGCUCGGUCACCGCCGGCAACAGUUUCUCGGCAGCGCGGCCGUCACGAUCCUCUAUGCAGCAUGGGCCGGCGUGACAAACCACGCGAACACUGGUGGCCUCGUCGCGCUCUUUACAAUUUCGCAACUGAGUCUCAACGCCGGCCUGGCGUCCACCACAUUCUUGGUCCCCGUCGAGGUUUUCCCGACUAAGGUACGCGCGACCAGCCACGGUAUCGCCGCCGCCAGUGGCAAGGUCGGCGCCGUCGUGACAUCGUUUGCCUUCAACUCGGCCACCAACACCAUCGGCCUCAACGGGGUCCUUGGCCUGCUCUCGGGCAUCAUGUUCCUCUGCACUUUGUUGACAUACUAUGUGCCUGAGACCAAGGGCCUGUCUCUUGCGGAGAUUGAGGCCGACGGCAUGUACAAGAACAAAAAAGACGAGCGUGUCGAAGUUGCUUCACCAGUUGUCGAAAGAGGCAACAUUUCGGCGGCGCCUAGUUAUAUGAGUGAUUCGGCUGUCGCUUGCAAGGUCUAG
Messenger RNA from Sporothrix brasiliensis 5110, 1524 nucleotides. RefSeq lists its product as uncharacterized. Gene Ontology annotation, molecular function: transmembrane transporter activity. The coding region runs from base 1 to 1524 and encodes 507 amino acids. The transcript is spliced from 3 exons. NCBI's taxonomy places the organism in Eukaryota, Fungi, Ascomycota, Sordariomycetes, Ophiostomatales, Ophiostomataceae. The record is from RefSeq and is a predicted model, not a curated record. Gene Ontology annotation, biological process: transmembrane transport. Gene Ontology annotation, cellular component: membrane.